GAUAAUCACAAGCUGUACAAGCAGAAACUUGAGGAGUUAACCAAGCUCCAGGAUGGGAUCUCCAGCUCCAUCUCACGGCAGAAGAAACGGCUGAAGGAGUUGUCAUUGUCCCUCAAAAAAUGCAAAGCCCACACGAGUCCUGACCAGGAGGAGUCCAUCCAAGAGACCCAGAGCCUAAUAAAAGAGAGGCAGAAUGUUUUCUUUGAGAUGGAGGCCUAUCUGCCAAAGAAGAACGGGUUGUACCUGAGUCUGGUGCUCGGGAACGUGAACGUCACGCUGCUCAGCAAGCAGGCCAAGUUCGCAUAUAAAGAUGAGUAUGAGAAGUUCAAGCUCUACCUCACCAUCAUCUUACUCAUCGUGUCCUUCUCCUGUCGGUUCCUCCUCAACUCCAGGGUGACAGAUGCCGUCUUUAACUUCCUCCUGGUGUGGUACUACUGCACCCUCACCAUCCGGGAGAGCAUCUUGAUCAACAAUGGAUCCAAGAUCAAAGGCUGGUGGGUUUUCCAUCACUACGUCUCCACCUUCCUCUCAGGUGUCAUGCUGACAUGGCCGGAUGGGCUCAUGUACCAGAUGUUCAGGAACCAGUUCCUCUCCUUCUCCAUGUACCAGAGCUUUGUGCAGUUCCUCCAAUACUACUAUCAGAGCGGGUGUUUGUACCGGCUGCGAGCACUGGGUGAGAGGCACAACAUGGAUCUGACUGUGGAGGGCUUCCAGUCCUGGAUGUGGAGAGGCCUCACGUUCCUGCUUCCCUUCCUCUUCUUCGGGCAGUUCUGGCAGCUCUACAACGCCAUCACCCUCUUCCGCAUGAUCCAGCACCCGGAAUGCAAGGAGUGGCAGGUCCUCAUGUGCGGCCUGCCCUUCUUCAUCCUCUUCCUGGGGAACUUCUUCACCACACUCCGCGUUGUCCACCAGAAGUUUCAGAACAAGAACAAAGACACCAAGCGGAAUUGA
Molecule: messenger RNA, 951 nt
Organism: Tauraco erythrolophus (red-crested turaco)
Lineage: Eukaryota; Metazoa; Chordata; Aves; Musophagiformes; Musophagidae
Source: RefSeq, a predicted model, not a curated record